AUGCCAACAGGAAAUAUAAUAAUAGACUCUGUGAACCGUUUUCUAGAUGAGUUGUACUUUGGCAAAGAAGAAGUGCAGCAGCAGCAGCUGCUGCUGCAGCAGCAGCAGCAGCAGCAGCGUGCGGCUGCAGCGGCGGCAGCUGCGGCGCGGCCAGAAACAGCAAACAAGUGCAGAGGCAGCACAGACUACAGGGCCUUUUUGCUUUCUCUUUGUUCUUUUCCUUCUUUUCAAAAAGCUUCUUUUCCUCCACUUCCUGCUGCAGUGCAGCAGGGGCGUUUUGCUGCUCUGGACCCUUUUUCAAGAGAGCUGCUGAGUCAGCUUUCCCAGGAGGAAGCAGAAGUGUAUUUGCCUUACAUUCACUUCCACAGGCCGCUGCUGCAGCAGCAGCGGCAGCAGCAGGAGCUCCUGCUGCAGCAGCAGCUGCAGCAGCAGCAGCAGCAGCAGCAGCUGCGGCAGCAGCAGCUGCAGCAGCAGAACAGAGGCAGGAGCACCCCGAGGGAGGCGCGGCUGCUGCGGCCAACGGCGGUCUAUUCCGGCAGAAAAGACAGCAGCAGAAAGGUAAGCAGCAAAACAGCAAGCAACUAG
Eimeria tenella is the source of this 585-nucleotide messenger RNA. RefSeq lists its product as uncharacterized. Bases 1 to 585 code for a protein of 194 amino acids. The transcript has a single exon. NCBI's taxonomy places the organism in Eukaryota, Apicomplexa, Conoidasida, Eucoccidiorida, Eimeriidae. The record is from RefSeq and is a predicted model, not a curated record.